This is a messenger RNA of Chrysochloris asiatica (Cape golden mole), 1896 nucleotides long. It is a transcript of the gene SACM1L, whose product is annotated as SAC1 suppressor of actin mutations 1-like (yeast). The record is from RefSeq and is a predicted model, not a curated record. Bases 109 to 1872 code for a protein of 587 amino acids. Gene Ontology annotation, molecular function: phosphatidylinositol-4-phosphate phosphatase activity. Gene Ontology annotation, cellular component: endoplasmic reticulum. Gene Ontology annotation, biological process: phosphatidylinositol dephosphorylation. Lineage: Eukaryota; Metazoa; Chordata; Mammalia; Afrosoricida; Chrysochloridae. The transcript has 20 exons.
AGACUGAGCGCUGCAACCUUCGUGCCGGGGUGACCAGUAACGCCGUAGCCGAGGUGGCGGCGUGGGGCGGGGCAGGUCGAGACCGGAGGAAGGAGGUGGUAGUGCAGGAUGGCGGCGACAACCUAUGAGCAUCUGAAGCUGCAUAUCACACCUGAAAAAUUUUACGUGGAAGCUUGUGAUGAUGGCGCAGAUGAUGUACUUACCAUCGACCGGGUAUCCACAGAGGUGACCCUCUCAGUCAAGAAAGAUGUUCCUCCUUCGGCUGUCACAAGACCAAUAUUUGGUAUUUUGGGCACAAUCCAUCUGGUGGCAGGUAACUAUCUUAUUGUCAUUACCAAAAAGACAAAAGUAGGUGAAUUUUUCAAUCAUGCAAUCUGGAAAGCAACAGAUUUUGAUAUCCUUUCUUAUAAGAAGACAAUGUUGCACUUAACUGAUAUUCAGUUACAAGAUAAUAAAACUUUCCUAGCAAUGUUAAACCAUGUCUUGAAUGUGGAUGGGUUUUACUUUUCAACAACAUAUGAUUUGACCCAUACAUUGCAACGGCUGUCCAACACUAGUCCAGAAUUCCAAGAAAUGAGUCUUUUGGAAAGGGCAGAUCAGAGGUUUGUGUGGAACGGCCAUCUUCUGAGAGAACUUUCUGCUCAGCCAGAGGUUCACCGGUUUGCUCUUCCUGUGCUUCAUGGCUUUAUUACUAUGCACUCGUGUUCUAUCAAUGGAAAAUACUUUGAUUGGCUUCUCAUCUCGAGGAGGAGCUGUUUCAGAGCUGGUGUGCGCUAUUAUGUAAGAGGAAUUGAUUCUGAAGGCCACGCAGCUAACUUUGUAGAAACAGAACAAAUUGUGCACUACAAUGGGAGCAAGGCUUCAUUUAUGCAGACUCGAGGAUCAAUACCAGUUUUCUGGUCCCAAAGACCAAACCUCAAGUACAAACCACUGCCGCAGAUCAACAAAGUAGCAAAUCACAUGGAUGGUUUCCAAAGGCAUUUUGAUUCACAAGUAUUUAUUUAUGGAAAGCAAGUUAUACUCAAUCUGGUUAACCAGAAGGGCUCCGAGAAGCCACUUGAGCAGGCAUUUGCAUCAAUGGUGUCUUCCUUGGGAAGUGACAUGAUCAGGUACAUUGCUUUUGACUUCCAUAAGGAAUGUAAAAAUAUGAGAUGGGAUCGACUAAGUAUUUUAUUGGAUAAAGUAGCAGAAAUGCAAGAUGAAUUAAGUUAUUUUCUAGUGGACUCUGCUGGCAAGGUGGUGACAAACCAGGAAGGUGUGUUCCGCAGCAAUUGCAUGGAUUGUCUAGACAGAACCAAUGUGAUCCAGAGUUUGCUAGCUCGUCGCUCACUUCAGGCCCAGCUUCAGAGACUAGGAGUUUUGCAUGUGGGACAAAAGCUUGAAGAACAAGAUGAAUUUGAGAAGAUUUAUAAAAAUGCCUGGGCUGACAAUGCAAAUGCUUGUGCCAAACAGUACGCAGGGACUGGUGCCUUGAAGACAGACUUCACCAGAACUGGGAAGAGAACUCAGUUGGGACUUGUAAUGGAUGGCUGGAACUCACUAAUACGAUAUUACAAGAACAACUUUUCUGAUGGAUUUAGGCAGGAUUCCAUAGACUUAUUUCUUGGGAACUAUUCAGUGGAUGAAUUAGAAUCUCAUAGUCCUUUAAGUGUUCCAAAGGACUGGAAAUUCCUGGCUUUGCCUAUCAUCAUGGUUGUUGCCUUUUCAAUGUGCAUUAUCUGUUUGCUUAUGGCUGGUGACACGUGGACAGAAACACUGGCUUAUGUGCUCUUCUGGGCCGUUGCAAGCAUUGGAACAUUUUUUAUUAUCCUUUACAAUGGCAAAGAUUUUGUUGAUGCGCCCAGAUUAGUCCAGAAAGAAAAGAUAGACUGAAUUUGUGUCUGUGGAAAGCGGCUU